Molecule: messenger RNA, 420 nt
Organism: Ascochyta rabiei
Lineage: Eukaryota; Fungi; Ascomycota; Dothideomycetes; Pleosporales; Didymellaceae
Product: E2 ubiquitin-conjugating protein mms2
Exons: 4
Coding region: 1-420 (139 amino acids)
Biological process (GO): DNA damage tolerance; protein K63-linked ubiquitination
Cellular component (GO): nucleus
Source: RefSeq, a predicted model, not a curated record
AUGGGUGCCAAAGUACCACGCAACUUCCGUCUGCUUGAGGAGCUGGAGAAGGGAGAGAAGGGUCUCGGUGCUGAGGCAUGCUCCUAUGGGCUCGACAACGGUGACGAUCUUUUGAUGUCAGACUGGAACGGCACGAUCCUCGGCCCGCCCCACAGCGUUCACGAGAACCGCAUCUACAGUGUAUCGAUCCAUUGCGGCCCAAACUACCCGGACACGCCACCUGAGAUCAAGUUCACAUCCAAGAUCAAUCUGCCCUGCGUAAACGCACAGAAUGGAAAGGUUGACGCUUCCAAAUUGCCUUGUCUGGCGCAGUGGAAGAGGGACUUCACAAUGGAGACUAUCCUGAUAGAACUGCGCAGAUACAUGGCUCUGCCCCAGAACAAGAAGCUCCCUCAGCCGCCCGAGGGUUCGACGUUCUAG